GCGGGGAGUGUAGAUAAGCAAAGCACGUAAGCGAGAGUCGGAUAGAAACGGCACAAAUAAAUGAUAGACGUGGGCAUUCAAGCUGCCUGAUUCCCGGCAAGUGGGUUUGUUUAGAUUGGAUUAAUUUCACGUAAACGCAGACGACAGCCUAAGAUAAAAUGUCGACAGUGACGAAACUAUUGCCGUAUGGAUUAGUGACUGCUGGCUUGGUCAUGUCGUUCUUGUGUGACGGCUGUUUCAUGUCCAAAGUUGUUAAAGCAGUAACUCUCCUCUCCGCUGGUUACCUCUUCAGAAAGUACAUGAAAGGCGGCGUGUAUCGAGGUAAGGAGAGGAUAGAGGGUAAGACGGUCAUCAUUACAGGAUGUAACACUGGCAUCGGUAAGGAGACGGCCAGAGAGUUGGCCAGGAGAGGUGGAAGAAUCAUAAUGGCAUGUAGAGAUUUAGAAAAAGCCAAAAUGGCUAGAGAAGAAAUUGUGACUGACACAGGGAAUCCUAAUGUCAUUGUGAUGAAACUAGACCUGUCUUCAUUUGAGUCAAUCAAGGAGUUUGCUCAAGCCAUUAAUGAAACUGAGCCUCGUAUUGAUAUUCUUAUAAACAAUGCUGGUGUGAUGAUGUGUCCAAAGAUGUUGACCAAGGAUGGCCUGGAAAUGCAGAUUGGUGUCAACCAUUUUGGCCAUUUUUACCUGACAAAUCUACUGCUGGACAAACUAAAAGCUUCCACUCCCAGUCGGAUCAUCAUAGUGUCUAGCCUGGCCCACAUCUUUGGGAAAAUUGAUUUUGAUGACAUCAACAGUACAAAGAGAUAUAAGCCUUCUGAUGCUUACGCCCAGAGCAAGCUGGCAAAUAUAUUACACAUGAGGCAACUGGUCAAAGUGUUGGAAGGUACUGGAGUGACAGUGUAUAGCCUUCACCCCGGCUCAGUGGACACGGAGCUACAGCGCCACUUCACGAUCCUACAGUACUCAAUUAUUAAGGUCCUGUUCUACCCUGUCAAGUUUAUGUUCUUCAAAACUCCCAUAGAGGGAGCUCAGACAACGCUGUACGCUGCUCUGGAUCCAGCUCUUGAAACUGUCACUGGGAAAUAUUUCUCUGACUGCAAAGAAAAACUCCCAGCACCAAGAGCUUUGGUUGAAGAGGAUGCCCAGAAGUUAUGGAACCUCAGUCUGACAAUUACACAGGAAAACAAACAGUCCUAAUGCAAUGGUCAAGUCGAAAGCUCUAGUGAUCACACAAAGAAAAACAUGGGACUCACGAAUAUUAAAAAUAUCUGUUUACCUAGAGAGGUACUUUAAAACUGCCGUAUAUAAUUCUCUAGAUCACCCAGGUUUAUUCACUAUCUUCAGCUAUUAUAGUCCCAUCACUGACAUCUGCCUUUGUUUACCAACAUAAAAUUUCAAUGUGUUAAUGUAUGGGAUUUUUUUUACUUAUUACUUUUUUACUCCUCACAGAUCUAUUAAAAAAAAAGAAUUAGCACUUUUUUCAUCCUUUGUUUUAUAUGUCAGUAUUGUUUUCUGAUAUUUCAUUGCAUAAUUAGUAUUUAUAAUGGCAUAAUAAAGUAUAGGUAAUACAUAUUAAUCAUAAGGAUCUUAGGAAUAAGGGACAACCAUAUAAGGAAAGUCAAAAUAUAUAAUGUGUGUAUUGAUAGUGUAUGAUGUGUGUGUUGAUAGUGCCUACUGUAUAAUGUGUGUGUUGAUAGUGGCUAGUGUAUAAUGUGUGUGUAUGUUGAUAGUGUAUAAUGUGUGUGUUGAAAUUGGCUGUGUAUAAUAUUUGUGUGUUGAUAGUGGCUGUGUAUAAUGUGUGUAUGUGUUGAUAUUACCUAGUGUAUAAUGUUUGUGUGCUGAUAAUGGAUGUGUAUAAUGUGUGUGUGUGUUGAUAGUGUAUAAUGUGUAUGUUGAUAGCAUAUAACGUGUAUGUUGAUAGUGCCUACUUUUUCAUUCUGUGUUAAAAAUUACAAAACUAAAUAUUAACUUAAUGUACAAGAGAGACAGUUGUCACUUUAAGACAUAUCUCAUAGAGAAACAGAAGCCAACAUUUUUAAUCAGAAGAAAUGCACCUCAUGUUCCUUGUUAACCUGUAUCUAUCUGCAUGGGUAGCAGUCGAUGGAUAUAGUUAUAUUCUGUUUCUUUAGAGUAUUUCUAUACAAUGUUUUACUUUCUACUGUGUAUGCUCUAGAUAAGUAUAGAACUAUGCUAAUAAACACGGAAGUUUUGUCCAAGGAGGCGACACAAUGUAAAACAAAGUAUUUUAUUUUAAUUAAAAUCAACUUUUUUUAAAAACUUA
Physella acuta is the source of this 2280-nucleotide messenger RNA. RefSeq names its product retinol dehydrogenase 12. The record is from RefSeq and is a predicted model, not a curated record. NCBI's taxonomy places the organism in Eukaryota, Metazoa, Mollusca, Gastropoda, Physidae.